Molecule: messenger RNA, 1381 nt
Organism: Phacochoerus africanus (Common warthog)
Lineage: Eukaryota; Metazoa; Chordata; Mammalia; Artiodactyla; Suidae
Product: galanin receptor type 3-like
Exons: 1
Coding region: 16-1071 (351 amino acids)
Biological process (GO): neuropeptide signaling pathway; cellular response to glucocorticoid stimulus
Cellular component (GO): membrane; neuron projection
Molecular function (GO): somatostatin receptor activity; neuropeptide binding
Source: RefSeq, a predicted model, not a curated record
CUCAGGCUGAUUUCCAUGCUGUCCUUGUGUGUCCAUAGCAGAAUGGAGGCCAAUGCCACAUCCACUGCUGGGCUCAUGGCCAUACCUGAGCGACCACUCCGACUCAUCUUUGCUGGGGUCUGUGGCCUCAUCCUGCUGGUGGGGCUGCUGGCCAAUGGGCUGAUGCUGCUGGUGAUGGGCCGGUCCCAGGGUGCUGCCCGCCCACUCCUUGCCCUGACCAACAGCCUUAUGGUGAACAUCACGCUGUCCGACCUGCUCUUCCUGGCCUGUGUGGUGCCCGUGCUCCUGCUGAGCUUCCUGCGGCAGGACUGGUGGUUGGGCUCCACCAUCUGUAUCACCAGCCAGGCCGCCAACAGUGCCACCAUGUUCUGUACCUUCUACAGCAUGGUGGCCACGGCUCUUCUGCGCCACGUGGCAGUGGCCCGUCCCAACAUGGCCCUCCCGUCCUGCCUGGGUGCCCGCCUGCUGCUCUGUGGGGCCAUGUGGGUCCUGGGCCUCACCGCCUCGCUGCCCAACUGGCUGUUCCAGCAAGUGGUGGGGGAGGGGGAGGCCCGGGCCUGCCUCCUGCUCCUGAACCCUGCUCAGACCUCCUGCUACUUCAUGCUACUGGGGGCCCUGGCCUUUCUGCCCUGCACUCUGGGGCUGGGCUGCUCUUUCAGCCAUGUGGGCUGGCUCCUGUGGACACAGCCCCAGAGCCCUGGCGGAGAGAGCCUCCGCGAGCACCGGGAGAACACAGGCCUCAUCCUUGUAGUGCUGGUGGUCUUCAUGCUGAUGUGGGGGCCCUGCUCCGUGCUGGGCUAUGUGGCAGCUGUGGGGGACCUGCCUGCCACACCAGGGGCUUUCGUGGCAUCCAGCCUCUGCACCAUCCUGGCCUACUCCAAUUGUGCUGUCAGCCCCAUCCUCUGCUUCUACCUCUCCCGCCCCUUCCGGGCAGGGCUCAGGGACCUCUUCCACAGGCCAAUGGCGGGCAGGCGUCCCAGGGGUGGGGGAGGGGCUGGCAUGGCGAUAGAGAGUGUUCAGCCUAGUCAUGUCAGCGCCCCAGGAGGCCUGUGGGGUCUGGUGGGGGUCUGAGAGUAAAGGCUGAUGGCAGGGCUGAGAUUUGAGAGAGAUGAGAAAACUCUUAGUGAUCCCACCCCCUCCGUUUUACCAGUAGGGAAACAGAUCCAGAGCUGGAAGGUGGCCCAGCAAAGGUGACAAAGCAACUGAAUGUUGCUAUUCCACCUUGGGGCUCGGAGAGAUACCUAUAGGCUCCAUAACUUUCUAAGUGUAUGGCUUGAACAAGUCCCUUAAUUAAGUCCCUUAAUUUCCACAUGCCUCCGUUUUCUCAUCUGAAAAAGAGGAUCAGGAUAGUAUUUUCUUCAAGGGGUCGUUUUGAAGAUAA